Molecule: messenger RNA, 4380 nt
Organism: Tricharina praecox
Lineage: Eukaryota; Fungi; Ascomycota; Pezizomycetes; Pezizales; Pyronemataceae
Exons: 7
Coding region: 81-4121 (1346 amino acids)
Biological process (GO): stress-activated MAPK cascade; protein phosphorylation
Cellular component (GO): cytoplasm
Molecular function (GO): MAP kinase kinase kinase activity; ATP binding
Source: RefSeq, a predicted model, not a curated record
AGUUAACACUUUAUGGGUCACUUAAUCGGCCACAUCCACCGCCCCACACCUUACCCCGACAUUCCCUACAUUUGUUAAUCAUGGGAGACACACCACCAUCUUCAAUAUCAUUACCUUCUCGAGGGGUCCACUUCGCGUCAUCGGACUUUGCACGGAUGUCCGACUCUGAGGCGGCUGAGGCCCAAGCUCCUACAAACGGCGUGCUGCAGACCUAUUCGCGGUCGAACGGAGACAGAAAUGUCGACUCGCGCGCCCACACGAACGGUGCGCUGCGGCUACGAACUCACAGUAUUGGAGACGAAGUAGAGGAAGACGACGACGACGAGGAUCUCGAUGGUGGUAGUAAUGGUGGUGGUGGUGGUGGUGGUGGUGGUGGCUCUACCUUUCCGUGGACGAGACCAAGAAAUGGUAGUGGAUCUGCAUACCCGGCAUCUGGCAGGCUCUCUCCAGAACCACAACAAAAUCCAACCCGUCUGCAGCGACCCGCUGCGCCAGUGCGGACACCGUCAAGCACCUAUGCUCCUCUACGCCACCCCGUCCCUACCAAUUCGCGGUCGUCGCGCUCGGAUCGCCCUCCACGUCGAGAUCCAAAUGCCCUAUACCGAUCGCAAGAGAAGGCAUACGUACAGAAACUACGACAGAACGCCGACAGAGGAGACUAUUUCAAUGGCAUGGAGAUGUUCUACCAGGUGGGCGCGGAGUUGGAGGAUGAAUCGCCGUCGGAUAUUCAUUUCGACAAUGACCAAUACGAUGGCGACACGUUGAUGUACUAUGCUCAAGACGAUAUGGAGCCGUCGGCGGAAGACCUGAAGAUCCCCGCAAAUCGAGAACGGUUGGAGUGGCAUAGCAUGCUGGCCUCGGUACUCAUGGGGGAUGUGGUCGCGCAAGAAAAGCGACGAUUGAUCGGAUCGACGGAGGAGCAAGAGAGCUCGACCAUGCGAUCCGAGUUAUUCCUCGGGAUGCGCGCGCGAGUGUGUGGGCGGUCGAUUUCGGCUCAGCGGCGGAUGGUCGACGAUGGUCGGUCCAAGGCGGAUGCGUUGAUCGAUGAGGUGAUAAACUUCGAGAUCCGAGGGAAAGAUAAGACGGAUAAAACACCAAACGAGCAGGUGCAGGAUAUCCUUCUGCGCUGGGAAAGAUGCGAGCAGCUCUGGCCGUCGAGGGCAGCCAUGGCGGAGGCAAAGCCGAACUGUACCUCCCAGAAUCUCCUAGCAAGUCUGGAUGCUAUCGUUUCCUGGAACAAUAUCACUCAACUCAUCAAUACCGAACUCCUCAUCUUGCAAAACUGGGUCGGCAACGAAGAUCUCGACCUCCGGUGCCUUUCCGUCGCUGCAAACAACGAGGUUGCCGGGAUUGAUCACGAGGCUUCGUUCCUGGACCGCAUACUCAAAGACGACAACCUGAAAUCAUUGACUGGCGAAAGCAAUAUGUUGAUCGGCCUUGCCUCGGUAAUCAGGAAAGCCAAAGCCACUUUGAUCGAGUACUCCCAAGCUUUUGAGAAGCGUCAUCUCCCACCAUAUGUAGAAGAGCUCCUGGUGCUAAUUGGAUUCCCAACGCGUCUCAUCGAAGAAGUCAUAGGAAUGCGACUGAAGUAUGCCGAAAGGAUGCGCGAGCCAGUGUCCAUGAUGGCGGACCAGCUGAUAUCGCAAUUCCAGUCAGUGUUGCAGCUUGCGGUGAAGAUCAAGCAGGAAUAUAACGAGAUCUCUCAACCUGAGCCAGGCUGGGAUCUGCCACCAUGCAUGGACGAGAACUUUGAACAGGUCGUGCUGCAAGGUUUGAAGUAUUACUUCAAACUCAUCGGAAUGAGAAUUGGUUCCAACCGGAAUACUUUUAAGGAGGCCGAAAUCCUCGAGACCGAGUGGCAUUUCUCGAACGAGAUUGGCCGGUUUAUCGAGGGAGGCGACAUCGAAGUAGCUGAGCACUUCAGUUCUUUGACGAGCAAGCUCUUGAGUCGGCUUAUGCUACACUUCGACAAAGAGCUCCAGAAACCGCCGGAGAAGAAAGGUGACGAGCUUAGCAAGCGCUACAAGUCUAUUCUCGACUCUGUUCGUGUUCGCCAACGAAAACUGUUUCGAUUUGCACGCCUCCUGAGCCAGCGCUUCGAGAACGCGACCGAGUACAGUGUGGAGAGGUCUAAGUUGCGAACGUUGGUGGCGGCCUUGGUCGAAGCCAAUUACUUCGUAGUCGUCACUCCCGGUGUUGAUCACGAAGGGGUGUACAUGAUUGCGGAUCCUUCGCUUUAUGAUCGCCCGCAUCAAAUACAGUCGAUUCUACGAACAUGCUAUCACGAGGAUGUUUCGAGGGACGAUAAUAUGUGCUCCUACGUGCUGCUCAUAUCACCCCAGGAGAGUCUGUCGUGGGAGGGGAGGGUGAUGAGAAUUGAUAUGAAGGAGCCGAUUGUCGAUAUCAAACCAGGGCGACUGCGUCUCGUGGCCGACGGAUCCGAGCAGCGUCUUGCCCAUGCACGGAUGAAAUUUGCUCAGCUCGAUCACGAUCUAGACAUCCUACUAGAGCGUCGUGCUAACCUGCCACGGGUGAACCAAGAGUUGAUGAAGAUCAAAACAACCACAUAUCGUCUCUCAAAUACUAUUAUGGAUAGUGUGGAGAAAAUCCGUCGGCAAACUAUGGGUCUGGGUUGUCAGGAACUUAUCCAGACCUGUUUUGCGUUUGCAACUGAGUUCGGACAGCGUUCACAGACGUACAUGGACAUUAAUUGGAAAACAAGGAACAAUAGCAAGCUCACACGACUAGCGGUGGAUUGGGUCAGCUUCAUCUGUGAUGACUGUGUGGCCCAGCACCGACUCACAUUCAGAUGGGCCGUUACAGCGCUGGAGUUCUGUAUGGUGAUGACGCGUGGGCAAAACAUCCUUUCGUUUAACGAGCAGGAGUAUUCCAGACUCCGAGCAAAGGUGGCGGGGUGCAUGUCGCUGCUGAUUUCGCAUUUCGACAUCAUGGGUGCGCGAUCGACCCUCGCGGCUCAAGCAGAGAAGCAGAAGAUGGAGGCACUGGCCGGACAGCUCAAAAAGAUAGAUGUAAGCAUGCUGUUGGAGGAUAACGAAGCGUCCGAUCACAUCCGACAAGAAUGGCUGCGGAAACUAGACGAGAUCGAAGGCGCCCGUAAAACCAUCCAGGCUGAACGUCAAGCUCUCGGACGUGUUCUGGAUGACAGCAAUCAGACGGAUCGGUCGUUGACGUAUCUUUCGAAAUCGUCGUUCUCGAAUGUCUCACUACGAUGGGCACAAGGCGAGUUCGUUGGCGGCGGAACCUUCGGUACCGUUUACAUCGCAAUGAACUUAGACUCCGGAUAUCCGAUGGCAGUGAAGGAGAUCCGACUGCAAGAUCCACAGGUCAUCCCACAAAUCGCCACAGCCAUCAGAGAUGAGAUGAUGGUGCUAGAGUUGCUUGACCACCCCAACAUCGUGCAGUAUUUCGGAAUCGAGGUGCACCGGGACAGAGUGUAUCUUUUUAUGGAAUUUUGUUCUGGCGGAUCCUUGGCUUCACUGCUGGAACAUGGACGGAUCGAAGACGAGACAGUUAUCAUGAUUUACACUCUUCAGAUGCUCGAGGGUCUUGCGUACCUACAUGAGAACAACAUUGUGCAUCGUGAUAUCAAGCCAGAAAAUUUGCUUCUCGAUCACAAUGGCAUUAUCAAGUACGUCGAUUUUGGAGCGGCAAAGAUCAUUGCGAAGCAAGGAAAGACCCGUGGUGGCGUGGCUACUGCCGCCACACGGACGAACCUGAACAGCAUGACCGGAACACCUAUGUACAUGUCACCCGAAGUCAUCACGGGCAGCAACAGUGGUCGACACGGUAGUAUCGACAUUUGGUCGCUCGGAUGCGUCGUCCUCGAAAUGGCCACGGGCCGUCGCCCUUGGGCAAAUCUCGACAACGAAUGGGCGAUCAUGUGGAACAUCGCGGCCGGACACCCGCCACAACUUCCAUCGGCCGACCAACUCUCGGAGUUAGGCAUCGACUUCCUUAAGAAAUGUUUCGAGCGCGAUCCUCGCAGUCGUUCGUCCGCCGCCGAGUUGCUGCAGCAUGACUGGAUCCUCCACAUCCGCAAUCAAGUCAUUGAGCCCGGUACACCGUCGUCCGAGAGUUCGAGUACGAGCAGUCGUGGUUAGUUCUUGGUUGUGUGCGGGAUUCACGCACACAAUUGGGAGGUUGAAGAUAAAGCCAGGGGAGUAGGGGAGAAUACAGGUUUUUGUUGAACAUUGGAGGGUUUUGAUUUGCUUUGCAUUUUGUUACUUCUGCGGAUGAUGGGGAGGGAGAUUGUCUUUUCUGGGUUUGGAGAACAUUUAUUGCUAUCGUUUUUUUUGGGAUGAAUUACUCUCUUUCAAACACCGAGUAUUAUUGAACUUGAACUUAAUCUAUGAAACCUGA